Molecule: messenger RNA, 1740 nt
Organism: Aspergillus sclerotioniger CBS 115572
Lineage: Eukaryota; Fungi; Ascomycota; Eurotiomycetes; Eurotiales; Aspergillaceae
Product: DUF4050 domain-containing protein
Exons: 1
Coding region: 109-1317 (402 amino acids)
Source: RefSeq, a predicted model, not a curated record
ACUGGGUCUCUCCUCUUCUCCUCACGCGACGAAAUCCCCGCCUCCUUCUCUCCACACGCCUUACCCCUCUCUCUCUUCCUCUCCUCCUGCAGAUCAGGUCCCCUCACAAUGUCAACAACCGAGGCCCGCGACGCUGCCAUCCGAGAUGCAAAGCGUUAUGUUCGCGACACCGUCCGCAACGACUGGGUCUUCGAGCCCUCGGCCGAACCAGGAGCCCCUCCAUUUUCGUCUCCUCCCACCCCCGAGCAAGAUGUCCUGGAAUGGCGUCUGCGCGAAUACGACAGCUCCGGCUCCGAACUAGAACCACAGUCUUCCCCCACCAUCGGCCCUGCAGGUGGACAGCAGCACCCUGGCUACAAUCCUUCCGAGCUCUCCAGCCCGCUCGGGACUCCGCUAGGUGACGAUUCAGACCGGAGGCGCAAACGGCGACGUCAGAUGGAGGAGGAGAUGCAGUGGAACCAGGGCCUACGAGUGUGGGUUGAGCGUCGGGACGCAUGGUCGGGGGCUCUCUCAAAGGAAGAGAUUCGGGCCAGGGAGUCGAAAACCCAGCAGACUACGGCUGUGACGCCUACAGCAUCCUCCUCGGAACAACCGCAGAAUGUAGCUGCGAAUACUGCGGCUGCGGCUGCCACUCUCCCCCUCUCCUCGUCACCAUCCAAUUCCCAGAACGAGCUCGCUCUGCGAACGGAAGCAUCUCUCAGCAUCGCCGAGAACGAUGGCUCGCUCCCACGACCACCAUCUCGCGGCGAGGAACCCUCCACCGCAGCAGAGCAACCACCCCCACCUCCCCCCGCUGGAGAUGAUGCGCAACGAGAAACCACCACCUCUGCCGAAACCCUGAUCACUGAACCGGACUCUACCCAUCAGCCUAGCAGCGAAGAUCCCCUCAUCCCCGUCGUACCAUCUCUCAUCUCCAACACCAACCCCGUUCGCGCCUCCAUCACCCCAGCUAUGUAUCCCUCCAUCUACUCUAAAGUCGUGGUCCAGGGACUCACUCCCACCGUGCCGAUCAACCUCGCAGAUGUGACUAAAGCCAUGGUUCAAGGAUGGAAAUCCGACGGUCAAUGGCCACCAAAACCCACCUCGAUUGUGCUGCAGGAUACCGCGACAGUGCGUCGCAAGCCCGAGGAGUCUGCAGCCGCAGACAAGCCGCCGUCGUCACCAGAGUCAAAAAGACGCUCUGGGGUAGCGAGUGCAGUGCGCAAGGUCUUUCACUUCUCGGGCUUCCAUCCCCAUCACCCGUUCCAUCGGAGAGGAUCAAGCAGUCAACAGAACGAUGGGGGUGCCGGCGGUGCAGAUGGAGGCGUGAAUACUUAGCCUUAAUGCUGCUACAGAUCAAUAGCCUUGCGAUUGCCUCAUGGCAGAGGUACGGUACUGUGGUAUGGUAUGUAAAUAAAGCCUGUCCUCAGUUCUUUUACGAGCCACGACAGCGGCUCGUUUUCUUUUUCCCAACUUUAUCAUGCAUGACUCUUACUCAGCACCUUUGUCAUUGCUGCCGCUGAUGUCCCCUCCUCCGGCCCUCUUACCUCCAUCCCCCAAUUCUUCCUCCUACCACCCACUUAACCAAACGACACACACUCAUGAGACACGGGUCUGAGCUGUGCAUUUGUACGCUUACUUUUACGUUUUACGAGUACGAGGGAAAAGAAGAAAAAAAAAAAAAAAUCUCAUGAUUGACGGAAUGGAAUGAAAUAGGAUUUUCUUUUUUUUCCUUCAUACUAUGUCAUCUUUGUUUUUCUU